Messenger RNA from Drosophila kikkawai, 4897 nucleotides. It is a transcript of the gene mub, whose product is annotated as poly(rC)-binding protein mub. Gene Ontology annotation, molecular function: mRNA binding. Lineage: Eukaryota; Metazoa; Arthropoda; Insecta; Diptera; Drosophilidae. Gene Ontology annotation, biological process: regulation of RNA metabolic process; regulation of gene expression. Gene Ontology annotation, cellular component: cytoplasm; nucleus. The record is from RefSeq and is a predicted model, not a curated record.
AUUCGAAAAAAAAAAUUCUUCAAAAAAUCAGCGAAGGCGGUUGUGUCGCGGAUAAAUAACAGGAAUCAGGAAAAAUUAAGUGUACGCUCGCCAGUGAAUAAUAUUGUAAUCCGGGUUCCGGAAGCAAGAUCUAUCAGUUCUCGGUGUGUUGACAUAAAGCUAACUAAAGCAGAGUAAAGCCGCUGAAUAUCCGCAAAUAUCCAAAUCCGAAUUAAAGCAAUUGGCAAUUGGCAGUUGGCGAAUUGCAUAUGCAAAUAUAAAAAGUGUGCGAACGAAGAAAAGGAGGCGAGAAACCAGCGGAGAAGUGUGAAUAAGGAACACAUAAAAAAAAGAAUAAAACAAAAAAUCGUGUAAUAACAGUACGAAUUCCGAAUUCCGAUUCCGAUCAACGGCAGAAAAACCCCAAAAAAAUAUACAUCAGCUAAGCAACAGUAUUCUUGCUCAACAAUAAAUUUACGAAAGCUCUGAAGACAAACAAAAGAUAAAAAAAAAAUACAUACACAAGGAAUAUUUUCAUAGCCGUGAUUAUUUGUUGCAUUUUAUAAAAGAAAAAUACAAGAGGAGUAAAGAGAAAAUAACAACACACUGAAGAUACAAGGCGGCCAGAAGAACGCAGCGAGCUUAAGCCAACAACGUAGUACGACUAGCAAAAGACACCACCAAUUUAGUUUCGAUCUAGAUACAUACAAGCAAAGUAGCCAAAAUCUCUAUAUAUAUAUGUAUAGUAUAUGUAUCGAUCAUCUAUGAUUGGUAUAUAGCAAAGGAUAUAUAUAUAUAUUUACAAGCCCCGCAACAUAAACAAACGCAAGGUGUGCCGUGCCCCCCUCACACAUACUCAAAAGACAGAACAGAAGAGAUACUGCUGAGAUACUGACCGAUCUCUCUCUGAGCCCGGUCACAUCCCAGAUACAUUUUCAUCUCAACCGCGUUAACACAAAGGCAGCAAAAUAGAUACCAUGGAAGACAAUAACACGAGCAGCAGUGCGGGCGGUGCGUCCAUUAAACACGAGGAUCCAUCGGUGACACUCACAAUAAGGCUGAUUAUGCAAGGAAAGGAAGUGGGUAGUAUUAUUGGUAAAAAGGGUGAAAUUGUCAACAGAUUUCGUGAAGAGUCUGGUGCCAAAAUCAACAUUUCGGAUGGCUCAUGCCCGGAGCGCAUUGUGACUGUGUCUGGUACAACUAAUGCAAUCUUCUCGGCAUUUACGCUCAUUACAAAGAAGUUCGAAGAGUGGUGCUCGCAGUUCAAUGAUGUAGGCAAAGUUGGCAAAACUCAAAUACCCAUUCGAUUGAUUGUGCCCGCCAGUCAAUGUGGAUCGUUAAUUGGCAAGAGUGGCUCAAAAAUCAAGGAAAUUCGACAGACCACCGGCUGCUCCAUUCAAGUGGCCAGUGAAAUGCUGCCCAACUCCACAGAGCGGGCGGUUACCUUGAGCGGCAGUGCCGAGCAGAUCACCCAGUGCAUCUAUCAGAUAUGUCUUGUCAUGUUGGAGUCCCCGCCACGCGGUGCUACCAUCCCGUACCGACCAAAACCGCAGGUGACUGGUCCCGUCAUCCUGGCCAAUGGACAGGCCUUCACCAUUCAAGGAAAUUAUGCAGUGCCCACACAAGAGACCUGUCCAGUAUUUCCACUUGCCCUGGCUACCGGCGGUCUACAUGCUGGUAUCUCAGGCUUGGCGGAUCCUUUGUUAAAGGGGGCACAUUUACAAGGAGCGGUACCAGCACACCACCAUCACCUACAGCAAAUGCCCGAUGUGGCCAAGAACCCGCUGGCCAGUCUGGCUGCCUUGGGCCUGGCCGGGAUGAAUCCGGCCAGCACUGGGGGCAUCAACCACACAGGUGAGUUGAGCGCUUCUGCGGCCAGAUGCCAGACAGAUUUUCAAUCUAAUCUAGGCUCUGCCCCAGCAGCCCUGGCUGCACUGGCCGGGUCGCAACUGCGUACAGCGAAUCCAGCGAACCGAGCCCAGCAGCAGCAGCACGAGAUGACCGUCUCCAAUGACCUGAUCGGCUGCAUCAUCGGCAAGGGCGGCACCAAGAUAGCCGAGAUCCGUCAGAUCUCCGGCGCCAUGAUCCGGAUCUCGAACUGCGAGGAGCGCGAGGGUGGCAACACCGAUCGCACCAUCACCAUCAGCGGCAACCCGGACUCGGUGGCCCUGGCCCAAUACUUAAUCAAUAUGAGUGUUGAGCUGCAGAAGGCCAAUCUCCUGGAGCAGGCCCAGGCCCAGCAGAAUGGCGGUGCUACCGCCACCGCCGCCGCCGCUCCCGGAGCGGCUGCUGCCGUCGCCGGAACAACUGCGAUCGCCGGAGCAGCCGGAGCUCCGCCGGCUGGCACCAAUGGAGCCCUCACAACAGUAACCCUAACUGGCGGAGGAGCUGGCACUGGCACUGGCGGAGGUGGUGCCGUUGGACCGGCUGCCGCAGCCGCCGCCAGCAAUGGUACUGCCACGGCAGCCAAUGGCGGCACCACCAACGGCAGUGUCUCCGCCGUGGCCGCCGCCGCAGCAGCUGCUGCCGCCGGCUAUGCCAGCGCUAAUGGCAGCCAGGGAACCAAUGGAACCGUUGGCGUUAAUCCAGCAGCCGCCGCUCUAUCCAGUCCUUUGGCUUCUGCUCUACAGCUGCUCACAAAGCCGGGAGCUCUGAGCGCCCUGUCCAACCUAAGCGCCCUCGAUCUGCUUAACCUGACCACGCUGGGCAGCAACGGUGGCGCCGGCACUCCAGGCGGACCGCCAGUGCAGACGACGGGAGUGAACCGUGCCAAGGGCCACUAUGCCACCUCAAGGUUCCGUCAGCAUCAGACAGAGACCGGCGGAGAGGCGGAGAAGCCGCGCAAUAAGUUCAAUCCGUACUAGGAAUAGGAGCAGGAGUCAGGAGCCACGAGUCGGAGCUGCAGCAGCCCGAGAGGAGUCAAGUUAUAGUCGCUUAGUUUUAUAGGAUUCCCAUGAUAGCGUUGCGAAAGCUUUAGCUUUAGCGUUUAGAUAUUCUUGAAGAAGAAGCAAAAAACAAAAAUUGUAUAAAAAUUCGGUUUAAAAAGAUGAAAAGAUUGUGGCUGCGGCCAGCAAAAGUAUUGGAGAUUUCAAGACAAUUUUUACAUCUAAAAAAAGUAACCCCACAGCGAUCCCAUUCAAUAUUUAUGAAAGAAACUAACCAAACUACAAUAACUACAGUAAACAGUCACACUUAGAACGUGCUAGAUGUAAUCGUUCAAUAAUCAAUCGAUCAGAGUCAGAAUCAGAAUCAGCAUCAAAUCAAACCAUAUAUGGUGUAUCGUAUCGAAUAUAUAUAGGACCGAGUCGAGAUUUUUUGACCAAGUGACCAAGGACCGACCCUAGUGGGCGCUCGCUAUAGAUUUUGGACCCCAAAAACUUUUUGAUAAACGCCUAAACUAAACUUAUAUAUAUAUAUAUAUACAUACAAGCGAAUAUGUAUCGUACAUAAUAUAGAAUUUGCCAAAUUUUAGCGCAUCCCUAGUAGCGUUCUCCUUAGAUUAGAGAUUAGAUCGCGAAUAUCGAGUAUGUAGAGCAGGUACCGAGCAUUAAACUUAGCCUCAGCAGCCAACAAUCUUUCCCCCAAUCAACAAGCCAUUCAUUGUAACAUAUAACACACGCUCCAAUAUCUUAUAAAUCCAUUGUGUACUCUCUUAGCUUCUAAGCACUAAAUGUAUUUUUUCCCCAUAUAUAUAUUUACGAGAUAUAACCUUAAGCAUAAAGACCCAAAAAAGCCAUUUGUCGGGAGGCAGAAAGCAGCCCUAGCAGCAGAAAGAGAAGAGUUAAGUGAAGCAGCAGGCAGAAAAUAUGAAGUGAAAUGAAAGAACCUUCUAUAAGAAGUUUACAAAAGAAAAGAAAUUCCAAUGCGUUGAGAACCCGCCCGGGAGUCCGAAGAUAGGGCGCGACACGAUGUGCGACCGGGGGAUCAACGACCUUUAUGGACCAAUUCGCUCUAAUUGACGCAAUCCACGCAAUGAGAAGCGUACAAAAAGCCAACUAACUAUUUGAAUAGAAAAACGAAAUGAAAAGCACAUGGAAAAGCCAAGGGAAAGGGCGGAUUUAAAACCGAUGAAAAGGAAGAAUAACGUUAUCAUGUAUUAGACUUUAAGUCUUCGAUUGUUUAUGGAACUUUUAGUUUUUUUUGUUAGUUUUUACACUUUAUACAUUUACCCUCCUGAAAUUCCCCAAAAUUUGUAUUUAUUAUAAUGCGAUUGUAAAUUUUUAUUGUUAUUAUUUUUAACCAAAAAAAAGGAUAAAAAUGCGAAAAUAAUGUUGAACAAGUAUUUGGAAAUUGAAAUUUCUCUAACCUAAAGUACAUGGAAAGAUAAUUGUAGCUACGUUAUAAAGUUAUACUUGAUAUGAUUUCUCUUAUUAUUAUAUUAUUAUUACUAUUAUUACUUUACACUUAGCUGUAGUUUGUAAGCGAGACAAGUGACACACAUUAUGUAAUAACACAACUUAAGCUAAGCGGGCUUACGAUUUUAUAACCAAAUUAUAUUCCUAACUAUUCAUACAUACAUCUCUACAUACAUACAUACCUUACAUACCCUACAUACCCUACAUUCAUUACAUACCCUACAUUCAUUACAUACCCUACAUACUUAUAUUAUGCCACAAAAUAAUAACACAAAGGUAGAACAAACUAAAAAUUCGAGUAACGUAAAUACAUACAUACAUACAUACAAUACAAUGUAUUCAAUGUAAUACUACUUCUUGACAUUAAUACACAGAAAAUAGACAAAAAAAAAAAAACACACCUAGAAAAGGCUUUACCUGUAGAAGAACAGCAAGAACAACAUCAAGCGAAAGGAACAUUAAUAAUAGCGACAUAAAAACCUACAUAUUUAUAUGCAAUGAAGAAAACAAUGAUGGAAACUACAUACAUGAGUUUGUAAUAAAGUGAAAAAUGAAUACUAAAA